AAGAGGGGUGGGGUUCCUCCAUGCGGAAGUAGGUAAUUCACCCGGACUGGACAAAUGAUUAGCCAUUAGCUGCGUUACAACAAACAAUUUUUUUGCUUUGCUACUUCGAGUCCUAUUGAUAAGGUGCUGUUGAGUUCUUAAUACUCAGUGUGGACAAUGAUAAUGUUUGGUCACUUUGUGCUGGUGCUGGCUCUAUUUGGCGGAGCCAUGACAGUUGAGGUCCUUCGUCCCCGCGGUGUCCCUUUGUCAAAGCGCCAGUUUUAUGAAGAAAACAAACCGUUUACUUGUCUGGAUGGAACCCGCACCAUUCCCUUUGACAGAAUAAAUGAUGACUAUUGUGACUGUCCGGAUGGAUCUGAUGAGCCAGGUACUGCUGCUUGCCCCAAUGGCAACUUCCACUGCACCAAUGCGGGUUUCCGACCAGGAUUCAUCCCUUCCUCCCGUGUCAAUGAUGGAAUAUGUGAUUGCUGCGACACUACAGAUGAGUAUAACAGUGGUGCUGACUGUCAAAACACCUGUAGGGAACUGGGUCGCAAAGAGAAAGAAGAACUGCAGAAGAUAGCAGAGAUUGCAAAGGAAGGCUUUAUGCUUAAAAAACAACUCAUCCAGGAGGCCAAACAAGGUCUAGAGGAAAAAAAGUCAAAACUUGGAGAUGUCCAGAACAGUAAGAAAGAUCUGGAAGCAAAUGUGGAAGCUCUGAGAACUGUUAAGGAGACUGCUGAGAAACCAGAGAAAGAAGCUAAAGAGCGCCAUCUGAAGGCCUGGGAAGAGCAAAAAGCUGCCAUUCGCAUGGAGAAAGACAAGGCUAGAAUGGCCGAGGUUUUUCUUGAACUGGAUGAUGAUUCAGAUGGCUUUGUCUCAGUGGCUGAGCUUCAGUCCCAUCCUGAGCUUGACCCAGAUUCUGAUGGUUCAUUUACUGAAGCCGAAGCUCAGGGACUGUUAGGUGGAGUGGACCAAGUGGACACAGUAGUGUUUGAGACUGUCUGGAAUAACAUUAAGGAAAAAUAUGUUUCUGAGUCCAAUGCAGACGUCCCACCACCAGGGGAAACGCCUCAAGAGGAAACCCAGGAUACAACGUCUGACAAUGACUCUGAAAAUUAUCCCGAUGAGGAUAUCCCAGAGGAAGAGGACAACGAUGAUGAGGAAGAUGAUGAAGAUGAUGACAUGGAUGAUGGGGAUUAUAAAGCCCCUCCCACUAUGCGGACUGAUGAAAAGAAGGAUGAUGAUGACGAGGGCCCAAUGCCGCCCUAUGACCAAGAAACCCAGGCUCUCAUUGAUGCUGCUCAGAAAGCCAGGGAUGAAUUCAACGAGGCUGAGAAAUCUCUGCGGGAAGUGGAAGAUCAAAUCAGGAACCUUGAGAAGGAAAUCUCUUUUGACUUUGGACCCAGCUCUGAGUUUGCCUACCUCUACAGCCAGUGUUAUGAGCUGACCACUAGCGAAUAUGUCUACAGGCUCUGCCCCUUUAACAAAGUGUCACAAAAACCCAAGUUUGGAGGAUCAGAGACUAGUUUAGGAAUGUGGGGGAAGUGGGCAGGACCUGAGGAUAAUAUUUACUCGGUAAUGAAGUAUGAACAUGGAACAGGAUGUUGGCAAGGCCCCAACAGAUCCACCACUGUGAAGCUAACAUGUGGAAAGGAAACUAUUGUGACAUCUACCUCAGAGCCCAGUCGCUGUGAAUACCUCAUGGAGUUCACCAGCCCCGCUAUCUGCCAGGAUCCCUCAAGCAUUGAUUCAGGACACCCUGAUCACGAAGAGCUGUAGGAGCUCAUUGGUAGAACACUGAAGGGACCAGUCAUUGCAGUAAAAUGUAUUUUUCCUGUCUCCAUGCUGUACCGCCUCCUGUUUCUGCUUGUUGUGUAGAAGUAAUGCUAAUUCCAAUGAGCAGGUCAAUGCAUUCAUCUUCCACUCCUCUAUGAUGUAUUGACACCAGUUUUAAGUCAGAUGUAAUGUCAUUCCACUGUUAUCAAAUAAACAUGUUUUAAUCUCA
Messenger RNA from Cyprinodon tularosa, 1987 nucleotides. RefSeq names its product protein kinase C substrate 80K-H (gene prkcsh). Gene Ontology annotation, molecular function: calcium ion binding. The record is from RefSeq and is a predicted model, not a curated record. Gene Ontology annotation, cellular component: glucosidase II complex. Gene Ontology annotation, biological process: liver development; N-glycan processing. Lineage: Eukaryota; Metazoa; Chordata; Actinopteri; Cyprinodontiformes; Cyprinodontidae. Bases 157 to 1761 code for a protein of 534 amino acids. The transcript is spliced from 18 exons.